UUCUGGCAGCACUGGGCUCAGAGCCUCAAGGCUCGGGCUCAAACGAACACUAAACACAGUCAGAGUUCAGAUAUUAUAGGAGACGGUAGGUGAGUGAGACAGAGCCGUGCAAUACAUCGCGUUACAACAUGGCGCUGCUGUUGUUCGGAGUGGCUUUAUUAAUAGCCGGCGUGAGGAGUGACAACUUCACGGAGUUAGAGUUAUGUACGGUGGAGGGUGACGGCCCCUGGAGCCGAGCUCUGGAAGACUGGAGCAUCUCGGCCGGCUCCGGCAGACACGGUAAGAACUUCAACACAGGUCGAAUCAUGGCGCUGCCGCAGAGUAAGGGCUACUACGUGUCGGAUCGUGUCGAGACGCCCUUCCUGUCCCCCCCGCCGCCUCUGUACAACCCUCAGGGGUACGCGCCCCCGGCGCAGGCCAUGCAGGUGCCGCACGGGUACAAGGAGUGGGAAGGGAAACCUUCACAUCCCGGAAAUGGCAAGAUAGUCAACCGGCCGCCCAAUAAAGAUAAAUUUGCUCCGAGUUACCCCCCUCAGGGUCACCGGCCCUCCAUCGACCGCGUGGACGACCCCCCGCGGCGUCAGGUCACCGAGACAGACCUGUACCUCCUGAGCGCGGUCGAGAAACUCGCGCACCGAGCGGACUUCAUGGAGAAGAGACUCCGGCGACUCGAGGAGAGCCUGUACCACGCGCUGCAGAACAAGGAACCCGCCCCCGCGCCGUGUCCCGGGAACUUCACCCGCGUGGGCUCGUCCUGUUACUCCGUGUCGUCCAGCCAGCGGGACUGGAAGGACGCGUCCCUGGCGUGUCGGGCGAUACACGCUGCCCUGCUCGAGCUGGCCGACGAGAAACAGAAGAAGAUCGUGCUGGCCUGGAUGCUGGCCGACACGGACCGCAGAGGCGUGGACUACUGGACGGGCGGCCUCAACCCCGGCCUGCUGUGGAUCUGGUCGCACUCCGCCCGCCCUGUCAACGGCAGCGUGGCGGGCGACGGGCGGUGCCUGGCCGCCGUCCACGACCCCGCCCUCAACACGCACGUCUACAGGGGGAGGGACUGCGCCGCCAGGCUGCACUACAUCUGUGUCAAGGAGGACGACGGACAUCUCAGUAACGAGGUGCAGAGAGCGGCCAGGGAACUCACGAGGAGGAGGGAGGGAACCGGGGGAGAGACGGCGGGAGCGGGGGCGCGCACAUUAUAAUACAUGUAAACCGAAAGGUCACUUAAUAUUAUAUGCAUUAAGCCAGGAGGAGACUGUAGCAUGUUGGUUGGGGUUGGAUGAGAGUUAGGUGUGAUAAUAAAACACGGCGUCUGGUAAAUUCUUAUUUUUCUAAAUAUUUACAAAGUUGUGUGGAAACAAAACAAACCUAAGUUAAUUAAGCGAGCGUCCAACGCCCGCCCGGCCGCCCGACCGGCCGCCGGACGGCGUCUCCUACAAUUUUUCACUUUAACCUUUUGAUGAAGUGACCUUCAGAGUUUUAUCAAAAUAAAUUAAUAUUUACAGAGACGUUAAAGUAAAAAAUUGUUUACAUUUACAAAAAAAAAAGGAACUGAAAGAUACUUUCACAGAUAAAUAAUAUUAGGGAAGAGAUACAACAGAUUAUAUGAGAAUAUACAACAGAGACAGAGCAGAGAGAAGACAAGAAACAUUCCUCUGGUGGACGUUAGCAUGUAACGAUAAUAUAUUCGGUAGGGACUAGUCGCAGACGUAUUUAUUAAUAAAUUAUACGAAUUACAUUUAUA
This is a messenger RNA of Danaus plexippus (monarch butterfly), 1741 nucleotides long. RefSeq lists its product as uncharacterized. NCBI's taxonomy places the organism in Eukaryota, Metazoa, Arthropoda, Insecta, Lepidoptera, Nymphalidae. The transcript is spliced from 6 exons. Bases 129 to 1199 code for a protein of 356 amino acids. The record is from RefSeq and is a predicted model, not a curated record.